Messenger RNA from Sorex fumeus (smoky shrew), 1653 nucleotides. It is a transcript of the gene SLC2A6, whose product is annotated as solute carrier family 2 member 6. The transcript is spliced from 10 exons. The record is from RefSeq and is a predicted model, not a curated record. Gene Ontology annotation, molecular function: transmembrane transporter activity. Gene Ontology annotation, cellular component: membrane. Gene Ontology annotation, biological process: transmembrane transport. Bases 102 to 1625 code for a protein of 507 amino acids. NCBI's taxonomy places the organism in Eukaryota, Metazoa, Chordata, Mammalia, Eulipotyphla, Soricidae.
CGCUGCGAGGAGCCGCGCCGCCGACGCCCUGGACAGUCCUGUACCCGGCCCCAUUUCUGGGCAGCCCAUAGCCCGCGGAGCCCUGAGAGGACAGGCCGGACAUGCAGGAGCCCCUGCUGGGAGCCGAAGGCCCGGACUAUGACACCUUUUCCGAGAACUCACCCUCGUCCCCCGGCGAGAGCACGCAGGAGCGGGCCCCGCACAACAAGAGGCUGCUGCUGGCUACCUUUGCAGCCGUGCUGGGCAACUUCACCUUUGGCUACGCCAUGGUGUACACGUCACCUGUCCUCCCAGUCCUGGAGCACUCUGCGGACCCCAACCUGAGUUUCACCAAACUCCAGGCAUCCUGGUUUGGGGCCAUCUUCACCCUGGGGGCGGCGGCAGGUGGCCUCAGCUCCAUGGCCCUCAGCGACCUUCUGGGCCGCAAGCUCAGCAUCAUGUUCUCGGCCGUGCCCUCAGCCGUCGGCUACAUCCUCAUGGCGAGCGCGCAUGGCCGCUGGGCACUGCUGCUUGGCCGGGCGCUGACAGGCUUCGCCGGGGGCCUCACGGCCGCCUGCAUCCCGGUCUACGUGUCUGAGAUCGCGCCCCCGGGGAUCCGUGGGGCUCUGGGGGCCACGCCGCAGCUGAUGGCGGUGUUCGGGUCACUGUUGCUCUAUGCCCUGGGCCUCCUGCUGCCGUGGCGCUGGCUGGCCGUGGCCGGGGAGGGCCCGGUGCUCCUCAUGGUGCUGCUGCUCAGUUUCAUGCCCAACUCCCCGCGCUUCCUGCUGACACGGGGCCGGGACGAGGAGGCACGGCGGGCGCUGGGCUGGCUGCGCGGGGCCCGGGCCGACGUGCGCUGGGAGUUCCAGCAGAUCCAGGACAACGUCCGGAGACAGAGCAGCCACCUGUCAUGGGCCGAGGCCCGGGACCCCGCCGUGUGCCGCCCCAUCGCCAUCGCCGUGCUCAUGCGGCUCCUGCAGCAGCUGACGGGCAUCACCCCCAUCCUCGUCUACCUGCAGCCCAUUUUCGAGAGCACGAUCGUGCUGCUGCGCCCGGAGAACGACGCGGCCAUCGUGGGCGCCGUGCGGCUCUUCUCUGUGCUGGUUGCCGCCCUCACCAUGGACCUGGCCGGCCGCAAGCUGCUGCUGUUCAUCUCAGCGACCAUCAUGUUCGCUGCCAACCUGACCCUGGGACUCUACAUCCACUUCAACCCCAGGCCGCUGAGCCCCAACAGCACAGUGAACCUUGAGGGCGGUCCCCUGGGGGCCCCCACACUGCCCCUGGCCACGCUGUCCGACCCCCUCAGCCUAGUGCCUCUGCUGGCUGCCAUGCUCUUCAUCUUGGGCUACGCCAUGGGCUGGGGGCCCAUCACUUGGCUCCUCAUGUCAGAAAUUCUGCCGCUGCGGGCGCGCGGCGUGGCCUCGGGGCUGUGCGUGCUGGUCAGCUGGCUCACCGCCUUCGCCCUCACCAUGUCCUUCCAGCUGGUGGUGAAAGCCAUGGGUCUGCAAGUCCCCUUCUUCUUCUUCGCCACCGUCUGCUUGGUCAACCUGGUGUUCACAGGCUGCUGCGUGCCCGAGACCAGGGGCCGGUCGCUGGAGCAGAUCGAGGCCUUCUUCCGCACCGGACACCACUCCUUCGGGCCUUAGGUGAGGCCCGAGUAUGGGGGGACAGCGA